AUGGAAUACUUUCGUUACUAUCGUAGUUGGAUGUACGAUAGAAUGUUACCAGGCAGACGUGGACUUACACCAAAUUUGGAGGAAGGAGUUAAGAGGUUUAUCACGUGGGCAUUUGUACAAGAAUGUUGUCGACGUGAAGGAGGAGUAAGAUGUCCUUGUCUUAAAUGUGAAUGUAGACCUAUAAUUAGUGACCCAGAGGAAGUAGAACGUCAUUUGAAGAGGAAGGGUUUCAUUAAAAAUUAUUGGGUUUGGACAUAUAAUGAAGAACAACUGCCGAGUAAUGUAUAUGCAGAGACAACUAAUACACACGCAUCAAACAGUCAAUCACAUAUGGAAUUAGAUGAACAAUUUAAUCUGAUCGAUGAUAUGGUUGGAAAUGCAUUUUGA
This is a messenger RNA of Lathyrus sativus (Indian pea), 387 nucleotides long. NCBI's taxonomy places the organism in Eukaryota, Viridiplantae, Streptophyta, Magnoliopsida, Fabales, Fabaceae. The record is from the annotation of a GenBank genome assembly.